Molecule: messenger RNA, 2049 nt
Organism: Sycon ciliatum
Lineage: Eukaryota; Metazoa; Porifera; Calcarea; Leucosolenida; Sycettidae
Exons: 4
Coding region: 428-1576 (382 amino acids)
Source: RefSeq, a predicted model, not a curated record
GGACUGAAUAUGUCGUUCAUUCAUCACAUCUCUGGUGUCGCUUCUCGACGAUCAUGAGCAUGAGAAUCACAAUUAUGUUUCUGUCCCCCCAUAGGGCCAUACUGCAUCAAUGGUUCUCUUGUCUUGCAUACGAGGUUUGGACUUAGAUCGACCGUAUCCUUGCUAAUCAGCUCGCUGUGAUUCUCCCCUGGAGUCAUAAUUAUAAAUUUAGGACUUGUGAGCCUGCAGUUCUGUACAGCCAGGCCCCCAGCCCCAGGGUCAUUACACACAUAACCAGUGUAGCGUUGUGACUUAGUCUUGGGCGAGUUCCCAGUUCCAUUGGUCUCGCACGACACCUUGACUUCUUUGUAGAUCCCUUUAUAAUUAUACAGCGGAAGUCGCGCAGAAUCCGGAACGGUUUCAAAGUUAGUUUCCUUGCAAGAUCAGAAUGAGCGAUCAAGCAGUAACAGCUGAGACUGAGAGCAACGCAGUCGCCAGUGCAACCGAAGAAGUGCCACGUGCCGCCUCCGGUGAGGGUUCAACUAGAGUAACGACGAGUAGUAGGAGGGCCAACGCCACAAACGGUCGUUACGCCUCGCCGGGCACCGCUGACAGCGAUCAGCUGUUACGGUGCUCGCAUGAGCUAACGACAGAGCAACGGGAAUUGAUCGAGAGGUUGCGGUGCAGCCUAAAACCGGAGUUUGGUGAUCGCGAUGUGGACAAGUACCUUGACGACGAGGAUAUGCUGCGACGCUAUUUGAAGGGACACGGGUGGAAUUUCGAUACGGCGCGCCGCUACCUCGCCAAGUCGCUAGCGUUCAGGGAGAAGAAACCUAGACCAGCAUCAUGGACGUGCAGCUAUUGCGUGGACAAUCCAGGAUACCAUUGUAUGAGACAGGUUGGGUUUGACGUUCGUGGUCGUCCAGUCUUCUACAGUAGCUUUAUUCAGGCAGCGGUCACUAGCAACUCGGGUGCGGAUAGCGUCGAGCACUUUGUCUACCUCACGGAGAAUGCGGUGCGCUCCAUCCGCCAUCGUGAGCAGAAGGGUCAGUCGAGUCUCUCGCCACGUGUGGACGACUGGGUUUGGAUCAUGGACUGUACAGGUAUGGGCUGGGCAGCAUGCAAUCCGAAGAUCGCCAUCCAGGUGAACUCCUUACUGGGUGACCACUAUCCUGAGCGUCUUGGCCUGACCGUCGCACUCAAUGCUGGUUUUCUUAUGCGCUCCGCAUGGGCAGCCAUCAAGGUGUUCCUUUCGCCAGCAACGGCAGCCAAGCUCGUUUACGUCAGUGACCUGGCGGAGCAACGAGAGGUGUUUGAUCAAGAGCUGUUUGACUGGCUGCAGACGGAGGAACGGCUAAACAAGGAGUCCCCGCUCUCCGAAUCACAGCGCGUCUUCUGGUGCAAACCGAAAAAUGCGACCGCACACGACCCACGCGGUACGCAUAGCUAUGUGCACGAGUUCAUCGAUCAAGUGUCCCUUGCAGCUGUGCCGUCUGAGGAGACUGACGGGGAUGCCCACAUACCCAGUCAUCUACGCCGUCCACUGCCUCACCCCAACACUGUUGUCGAGAAGCGGCGAGGCUCAUCACCCGUCUAGGCUCGUGUGUCACGGUGUGUGUGUGUGUGCGCGCGUGUGUGUGUGCGCGCGCGUGGGCGCAUGUGCGUUCGUGAGCGUGUGUUUAGCGAAGUUCUGUACCGACAGACCAGAUCACAUGCCUGACACUGACCUGGAGGAUCUAGGAUACGCAUGCAUGCAUCCAAGCUAUUAUUCUUUUAUCAUUCUAUUUAUUUUCGUGUCAUUCUGAGAAGUCAAAUUAUUGGUUUCCUCUAAUAGUGCGAUGCAGCUCAGUGCCACUUGUGCCUCGACUUGAUGUUGAUAGAUCAAUGGACAGUAGCUACUGGUACAUGUACAUGUCUGCUUGAACAACACGAGAGCUGGCCAUGGCCAUGUCAAACUAUACACAGCCACUACUUGGCGCCCAACUGAGCUGCCGCUACUAGUAUUCUUAAUUAUUGGGAGAAAAACCACUAGAGUCUAGAAGCUAUAUGAAGGAACUCAGUAUCAAUGUA